GCGCACCUCCCUCACACUCACACACUGUCACUGCUGCUCCGGCCGCAAGAAAUGGGGGAGAUCCCGAGCCUGGUCAAGAUCGCCGUCUCUCUCAAGAUCCAACCCAAUGACGGGCCGGUCUAUUUCAAGGUGGACGGGCAGCGCUUCGGCCAGAACCGGACCAUCAAAUUGCUCACGGGGGCCAAAUACAAGAUCGAUGUUGUGCUGAAACCUGGAGCUGUCCGAGCCACGACUGUAAAUUUAGGAGGAGUGAUCAUUCCCCUGGAAGAGAAAUCCAGAGACCCUCAGCAAGCCUGCUAUACAGCGUUCUAUGAUACAGAAGGGGUCGCACACACCAAAAGCGGGGAGAGGCAACCACUUCAAGUUAUCAUUCAGUUUGAUGACAUCGGGAGCUUCGAGACUGUAUGGCAAGUCAAGUUUUACAAUUACCACAAAAGAGAUCAUUGCCAGUGGGGAAAUAGCUUCAGCUGCAUCGAAUACGAAUGCAAACCCAACGAAACCCGCAGCCUUAUGUGGAUAAACAAAGAAAUAUUCCAUUAAAUGUCCCGGAAUCUCCCAAGGCUGGACAAUCCCCCGCGUUAUCGACAACCAGCACAAAAGGCCUGUGGCCAACACAAAGCAUAUCACAAGCUACAACGGCGGUUUUGGCUAUGACGACGAUGUUGAUGUUUAUUUAAAUGAAUUAUUAUUCUCUAUGGAUUUGUUUGUAUUAUUUGUAAAGGUUUCCAUUAGUGUUGCUUAAUAUAUAUAUAUAUAUAUAUUUAAUUUUUUUAAUUAUCCACAUGAAAUGUAAUUGCUCAGCCUCGGUUUACUGUAGGUCCAUUCCAAAAGCUAGUGUCUAAUUAUUGUAGGAUAGAAGGAACGUAGCCGAUUCUAUUUUCUAUAUGAUCUGCCUUUGUUCCGCGACUUUGUGGAGAAAAAAACCCACAGUUUUCGUUUUUUUUGUCUGUUUUGUUAAACUGAAACACUGCUAUGUUUUACAAUUA
Xenopus laevis (African clawed frog) is the source of this 986-nucleotide messenger RNA. It is a transcript of the gene cnrip1.L, whose product is annotated as cannabinoid receptor interacting protein 1 L homeolog. Lineage: Eukaryota; Metazoa; Chordata; Amphibia; Anura; Pipidae. Gene Ontology annotation, molecular function: type 1 cannabinoid receptor binding. Gene Ontology annotation, cellular component: plasma membrane. The record is from RefSeq and is marked provisional.